Molecule: messenger RNA, 1428 nt
Organism: Penicillium manginii
Lineage: Eukaryota; Fungi; Ascomycota; Eurotiomycetes; Eurotiales; Aspergillaceae
Exons: 4
Coding region: 1-1428 (475 amino acids)
Source: RefSeq, a predicted model, not a curated record
AUGACCGUCAAUUUAGGGCCAGGGUUCUUCACCCGAUAUCUCUCCGCGGUCACCCCAAAACUCAUCUCAUACGCCCGACGACUCGGGGCCAGAAACUGGGAUACCACUCAAAAAUUACGAGAGCUGGCUCAGGUUCUAGCCGGGCCUCUGCGUAUCAACAGUUUCCCAACAUUCUGCGCGACUUUGGUCGGCGGUUCAACCUUCCUACCGGCGCUGUUGUAUCGGAUAUGUGUCUCGAUCGUAGCCGGUCCCUCCAAGGGUGACAUUCGACUGUCCCUGCGUCUGUGCCGCUUAAUCCAGUUUGUGACGGCAUUCAUCUCGGCAUGGUUUAGUUUCCAACUACUGAACAAGGACCGUGGCCUUUCACGGAAAGACGUAAGCAGGAGAAGAGCAACAAUCAGCCAAGAUGAGAGCCCUGCCAGUGUCCCGGCCAAUACUCUCGAGCGCCCACCGCUCCCAGAGCUGGUUGGGAGGACAAUGGACCUCACUCUUUUCACCGUCACAAGAGCGGUUGACGUGGUUGCCUGUCUGGCAUGGAGUCGUUGGCGGCGCCGUCGCAGAUUACAAAAUCGCUGGUCCCUGGCUGAAUCAUUGGCCCCCGGUCUCGCAGACGCCGGAGUCUUCGCCAUGAGCGCAGCCGUAGUCAUGUGGGCAUGGUUUUAUGUUCCGGAAAGGCUACCUCGAAGUUACGAAAAGUGGAUUGGGGAGGUGGCCAAGGUGGACACGCGGUUGAUCGAGGCUCUCCGUCGAGUUCGCUGGGGCACUUUCGUAUAUGGAAAGGAUACAGGUCAAGCACCUCUUCUAGAAGCCAUGUGCAGAGACUACAACUGGCCCAUAGAAUGGGGCGACCCAGCCAAAACAGUACCCAUUCCGUGCGAAAUGGUGCAUAUGGGCUGCGGCCCUAAUUGCGAGCUCCACGCGCUGUCCCGCUUUGCUAGGACCUUCAAGUUUGCUUGUGCAACCUACAUCCCAUUGCAGAUUGUUCUGCGCUUACGGAACUUGAAAAACCCUGCCGUCUUGACUCGGGCCAUAUCCGAGGGUGCCCAGUCAUCUGCCUUCCUCGCAUCAUUCGUGAGCCUCUUCUACUACGCCGUUUGUCUCGCCCGGACCCGACUUGGCCCCAAGAUCUUUGACCCGAAGACAGUCACCCCGCUGAUGUGGGAUUCUGGUCUCUGUGUUGGGGCAGGAUGCUUUAUGUGUGGAUGGAGUGUGCUUGUUGAAAAGGCGCGAAAGCGACAAGAGCUGGCAUUGUUUGUGGCACCUAGAGCUGCGUCUACGGUGUUGCCACGGUUGUAUGAUAAAAAGUAUUUUUACCGUGAGCACAUUGCCUUUGCGACGAGCGCUGCUAUUCUUAUUACCUGCCUUCGGGAAAAACCUCGCUUGGUCCGAGGCGUCUUUGGCCGUCUUGCUACCAGCUUGUUGAACUAG